Molecule: messenger RNA, 1068 nt
Organism: Juglans microcarpa x Juglans regia
Lineage: Eukaryota; Viridiplantae; Streptophyta; Magnoliopsida; Fagales; Juglandaceae
Product: serine carboxypeptidase-like 18
Exons: 10
Coding region: 76-1068 (330 amino acids)
Biological process (GO): secondary metabolic process; proteolysis
Molecular function (GO): acyltransferase activity, transferring groups other than amino-acyl groups; serine-type carboxypeptidase activity
Source: RefSeq, a predicted model, not a curated record
GCACUGCAGGGCAACUUCAGUACCACCUCUGAAAACGAUAAAUUUAGACGUUUUAGCAGCAGUAGUAAUCUCACAAUGUGGUUGUCUGUAGUAGCACUUGUUCAUGUAUUGCUCCUGAUCUCCAACUCGUGGGUUGAGUCGCAGUCCAUCAUCGACACUCUUCCUGGUUACCCUGGCAAGCUUCCCUUCAAACUCGAAACUGGGUACAUUGGCGUUGGAGAGUUAGACGAGGUGCAGCUGUUUUAUUACUUCAUCGAGUCUGAAAGGAAUCCUAAGGAUGACCCUCUUGUGCUUUGGCUCACCGGUGGUCCUGGUUGUUCCGGUCUCUCGGCCCUUUUAUUUGAAAUUGGUCCUUUUACUUUCGACUAUGCAAACUCUAGUGGGAACAAACCAACGUUGGAAUUGAACCCGGACUCGUGGACAAAAAUUGCAAACAUAAUAUUUUUGGAUGCACCGGUCGGUACUGGAUUCUCAUAUGCAACAACUUGGGAAGCAUACAACAGCAACGAUACAUCGUCAACAACACAAACCUAUGAAUUUCUAAGAAAGUGGCUCAUGGCUCAUUCCACAUUUCUCGUCAAUCCGCUCUAUAUUGCCGGCGAUUCUUAUUCUGGAAAACUUGUCCCGAUCAUCGCUCAAGAAGUUUCAAACGGUAAUGAGAUUGGACAUUCGCCACCAUUGAAUCUCAAAGGUUUUGUGAUUGGUAACCCACUAACACAUGAGAUUUGGGACCCUAAUGCAAGAGUAAAAUUCGCUCAUCGAACAGCACUUAUAUCCGAUAGACUUUAUCAGUCAACUAAAAGAAACUGCCAAGGAAGCUAUAUAAAUCCGGAUCCAAACAAUACACAAUGCGUAGAAGAUCUUCGAGAGGUCAAUGAGCCUCCAAAGCUGAAUAAACUCUGGAGUUUGAGCCCUCAUGUCGAUGAUAAUUUCAUAGAUAUACUCCAUUCAACACCAGAUCAAGUUCCUGGACCAUGGUGUCGGAACUAUAACUAUCUGUACUCUUAUGUUUGGGCGAAUGAUAAAAUAGUGCAAAAGACUCUCCACGUUCGAGAGGUAUUUAAUUAG